CUGGGCUGCUCAAUUUGCACGACAGCAGGAGAUGAUGCAGCAAAUAGCACUAGGGCAACGUCCAGAUUUUUCAGCGAUGACUAUGCCACCUCCUCCACCUAUCCCGCAGUUUGUACCGACUCCACAAUUUAGUUGGCCCACACCUGCACCUCAGGUCCCUCCAGGAAACUUGCUAACUCCGGGAAAUGAGGACUCUGAAGAUGCGGUCGCUUCUUUUGUGGACGGUCUUCUAAACAGUGGAGGAGCUAGCGGAUCAAAUCAACCACAUCCAUUUGAUCAACCUCCUCCAUUUGAGUAGCCUGUCUGCUUGUGUGUUUCUCGUACUAUGGACUUGUGAACUUGUGGUAUUGGGAACUUGUGUUAUUGUGAACUUGUGAACAUUGUGAAUUUGUGAACAUUGUGAACUUGUGCUUUAA
Molecule: messenger RNA, 416 nt
Organism: Zea mays
Lineage: Eukaryota; Viridiplantae; Streptophyta; Magnoliopsida; Poales; Poaceae
Product: cyclin-dependent kinase 12
Exons: 3
Coding region: 32-298 (88 amino acids)
Source: RefSeq, a predicted model, not a curated record